Molecule: messenger RNA, 2010 nt
Organism: Diaporthe amygdali
Lineage: Eukaryota; Fungi; Ascomycota; Sordariomycetes; Diaporthales; Diaporthaceae
Exons: 4
Coding region: 1-2010 (669 amino acids)
Cellular component (GO): nucleus
Source: RefSeq, a predicted model, not a curated record
AUGUCGCCAUCACCAAUCACCCGUGACCAUGUCAUCAUGGCUCGCGAUGCGUCGCCUGGCACCAUCGCCGGUGCUACUGUCGGCGCUUUUGCAGCCGUCAUCCUCAUACUCCAAGAUGCUCUGCGCCCCGGGAUGGGCGCCGCCCCUAUGCGUUCUCGGCCAGUCUCCCAGACUUUUUCCCAAUAUCCCGCAAACCGCCUCUCCCAAGGCCGAAUAGCCUCCACUGCUGGCACCUUGUCCGAUCGCGACUCGCAAAUCGGCAAAGAAUACGGCCCGGACGGCAUCGUAUACCACCAUGCGCCUCCUCCACCGCCUACCGUUGCACGCCACUCGCUACCCUCGUGCUCACCCGCUCCCAGUGUCCCUUCUCUGGCUGACGCCGUUGCGGCAGCCAGCCGAAACGCCUCCCCGGCCGUUGCUCAGGGCCCAUUUACUCCCCCACCGGAGGGACAGCCAGAUCGAAAGGGGACUUUCGGAACUUUGACUACGGAGCCGGAAUCUCUGUCACGAUCGGCUACGGGUAGUUUACACGGGUCGCAGUCGCUAAAGGGAGGCGCCUUCCGCAAAUUCAGCAACAAAAUCUUCAAACGGGGAAGCACGAGAUCAAGCGGAAGCGGGAGCGAGUCUCGUGGCACGGGAACUAGGGUCUCGGACAUGGAAAUCGACGAUGACCGCGUUGAAAACGCUCCCGCUGUACCGUAUUUACGUGACGACAAACCUCCGGGAGGAGGAGCAGCCGACGAAUACUACACCAGCGCAGCAGCAGACUAUUACUCGGGAGCUCCUCUGUCGCCACCAGAGGAGCCGAAAUUGCCAGCGCCUGGCCCCGGCUCAGAAUUCAUCCAUCUGAUUGGGAUGCCUGGAGCCUCUAUAGUGGAAUCGGUCAUGCCACACGCUGGCAAACAACACCUCGGAAGUGCAUUCAAUCCCGUUGGCGCACCGCCGAGUCCAGCAUCGCCUCAGGUCAAGCAGGAAGAGAGGAGCAGCGAAGAGAGUGAACAGACAAGGUCACUUGAGGCCAAAAGUGACACCCUGUCUCCGCCACCCACCAGAGGCCUCCCUCCUUUUGAAUCCAGCCCAAAGCGGUUCGAGCCUCCACCCAGCCCGUACCGACCUGCUCCUGGCACGGUCAACCCGAUGGAGAUGAUGAAACCAACAACUGCCGCUGAACAGGCUGCCUGGGUAGAUACGGAAAUCUGGAAACUUGAAAAUUCGCCUCCACCUCAACUUGAUAACUCCCCUCCCCCAUCUGAGCCGUCUCCUCCUUCACAAACCGAUUACUACUCGCCGGCUCAAUCACCACCUCCCCAGCCAACCCAGGACGAACCUUCGACACAACCUGACCGCCCACAUUUUCAAGCAGUCGUUCGGCACCCAACCCAGAUGGACGUGACCACCAACGGGCAAGCCAUGCCUCAAAACGAAGAGCAAGUUGUGAUAGAUAUCUCCGACUCCUCGUCGCCUGGUUUCGAUCAAUAUGCAUACGGCCCAUCUCCAUCAAAUCAUACGUCUCCUGAGACUCGAUUCACGGGGUCAAACUAUACCGCUUCUCCCUCACCGCGCUCAUCAAUGUCCAACCGCCCCUCAAGUUCUUACGAACCGACCACAGAAUACCUGGAGACGACCAUGAGCGGCCAAUCACAGGGUUCUGUAUCGGAAGAUCGGACUUCGUCGUCCCCCAAACCCACGUCAUUUGCAUGCGAGAUCUGUGGAAGCAAAUUCGACCAGGUGCACAAGUUGAAUCAUCACAAACGUUACCACGAACGACCGCAUCAAUGCCCGCAGUGCGACAAGCGCUUCGGCACAAAAACACAUCUCGACCGGCACAUCAACGACAAGCACAACAAGACGCGAAAAUAUCACUGCACUGUGACGGGGUGCGCUUACUCGAAACAAGGAGGCGGCAAAUCAUUCCCGAGGAAGGAUAACUGGCGAAGACACAUGCAGAACAAACAUCAACAGGCCAACCCUCCCGAGCCGCUGGAAGAGGACGUUCUUAUGGCAGGAUAG